AUGAUGGUUCAGAAGGACGGGAACCUUGUCCUGCGGAAGGGCAAGCCAGGGGAUCCCACGCCGGCGCCCCCGGUUUGGGAAAGCGGCAGGCCUGACUCUAAGAAGAACUGCCCGAAAUGCACGGUCAUGUUGGACGAGACGGGCCAAAGGCUGCUGGUGAAGGACGGCCGUAAGGUGGUAGGGAACUUCAAGAUAGCCGACGACAAGGUUCUCAGCGCGGCCAUCAAGGUCCGGUGA
Molecule: messenger RNA, 237 nt
Organism: Ectocarpus siliculosus
Lineage: Eukaryota; Phaeophyceae; Ectocarpales; Ectocarpaceae
Source: the annotation of a GenBank genome assembly